Manihot esculenta (cassava) is the source of this 1673-nucleotide messenger RNA. RefSeq names its product trihelix transcription factor ASIL1. NCBI's taxonomy places the organism in Eukaryota, Viridiplantae, Streptophyta, Magnoliopsida, Malpighiales, Euphorbiaceae. Bases 399 to 1352 code for a protein of 317 amino acids. Gene Ontology annotation, molecular function: transcription cis-regulatory region binding. The transcript has 2 exons. Gene Ontology annotation, cellular component: nucleus. The record is from RefSeq and is a predicted model, not a curated record.
CAAGUGGAGGUUGGAAGAAAACUAAAGAGAAACGGUACAGAGAGAGAGAGAGCCCUAACUUAUGGUUACCAAACGGAGGCGCAAUUUGGCAGGCUAAGACAGUGAGAGGCAGCCGAGCCAAAUCCCGAUGACGCAACGCAAGCCACCCCACUUAUUCUCCGUUUACUUCACGCGCUUAUCCACGUCCCGGCGACCCCUCUCUAUUAUUUCCCCUACUCUUGCGCCCCAUGCGUCCGGCGCGUCACCUUCGCCGCACCGACCCCGUUUUCUUGUUUUUUUUCUUGGUCAGAGAUCCCCUUUACUCUUUAACCUUAUCUCUCCCGUCAAUAUCACACAAACCGAGAAUAACCUAACACGCCACAACCACCCUCCACCACCACCACCACCAUUUCAGGGAGAUGGGUGACCUCAUCGAUUCCGUCACGCCGUCCACCACACCUCACUCCCGACCCUUGCCUAUCCGUGAGGAUUGCUGGAGCGAGGAGGCUACCUCCACUCUUGUUGAAGUUUGGGGCAAACGGUAUUUGGAGCUCAACCGAGGUAAUCUUCGUCAGAAGGAUUGGCAGGAAGUCGCCGACGCUGUCAACGCCAAACAUGGCCAUACCAAGAAGACUCACCGUACGGAUGUACAGUGUAAGAACCGUAUUGACACGAUUAAAAAGAAGUACAAGAUCGAGAAGGCUAGGGUUACCUCCUCUAACGGAAUGUUAACGUCGUCGUGGCCUUUCUAUGAGAGCUUAGAUGCCUUGAUCGGAUCUAAUUUCUCUUCUAAGAAACAAGCUUCUCCGUCUUUGUCUCCGUCUCCUCCCGUGGCUUUGCCUAUGACUUCCUACAGGAGGACUCCGUCUUCGACUCCGCCUACGGCUGUGGUGGCCUUGCCCCAGAAAAGGCCGUUGGAUGAUGGUUAUUUCAGGAGGAAUUACUCGGCCAUGGCUGCGGCUGCAGCAGCCGCAGCUGAAUCGGAGAGUGAAGAAGAGGAGGAGGAGGAGGAGGAGGAGGGGGAAAGGGAGAGGGAGAGGGAGAGGGAAAGUGAGGAAGAUGAGGAGGGAGAGGGAAUUAGGAGAUUGGCUCGAGCUAUAGAGAGAUUUGGAGAGGUUUAUGAGAGAGUGGAGAGCGAGAAGUUGAGGCAGAUGCUGGAUUUGGAGAAGCAGAGGAUGAAAUUUGCCAAAGAUUUGGAAAUGGAGAGAAUGCGGAUUUUCACUGAGACGCAGAUUCAGCUUGAGAAGAUUAAGAAAGGCAAGCGAUCUGGUUCCAAUGAUUUCUUGAACAUGGUCUUUCCGCACUUCAACAAGAUGCAAUUUAUCCAGCCAGUUGAUAAACAUCUUUCUUAUCAUUUAUUACCCAGGCCCUAACUUAGGAAGAAAACCUUUAUGCUUUUGGAUUGAAACGGAGAUCCUUGUUAGGUCUUUGUUAUGUAGAAUUGAAAGAUUGAUAGUGUCAUUCUGUUGAAACAAGAAUCUGAACAUAGGAUUAGCAGCUACCUUGUACAUAUAUAUAUAUAUAUAUAUAUAUAUAGUUCAAAUGUAGAUGUUGCAUGAAACAGUUCUCAACUAUGGAUGAUCGCAUAUGUGAUAUUUAUGUUUGGUUUGACAACCCCUCCUUAAAUACUUCGAUCUCCAGAGGUCCAGAGGCUCUGUCAGCACAAUUCUAAUAAGGAUUUUAGAGGUUAUGUU